AGCUCGGGGGAAAAGAACUAGCAAAUUACGUAUGUCCCCCACCAACUUUGCCCCUACUGUUUAAAUAAACACGCGCUGCUCGUACCCUUCUCGGCUCUGCCUCGCCGGAGAGGAAGAUCACACACCAGUCUGCCGUUGAAGCAGGUGGACGCACAGGAAGAGGCGAAACAUGUUUUUUACGGGCCUGCUCUGCCUGCUGCUCCUGCGGCCCGGCCCGGCCGCUCCAUUGCAAGAGCAUUUUCAUCACUCCCCCAGUCAAAGAGACGUGCUUUCAUCCCCGGAGGCCUCAGUGAGCGGGCGUCUGCGUCGCUGGGCCCCGAUGCCCGAUGUAACACACCUGGAGCUGCUGGUGGUGGUCGGGCCCGAUGUCCAGCGGUUCCACAAGCAGGACACGGAGCGCUACAUCCUCACCAACCUCAACAUCGCCUCAGAGCUUUUAAGGGACACGGCGCUGGGUGCCAACAUGAGGGUGCACCUGGUCCGCAUGAUCAUCCUGUCGGAGCCAGAGCCAGAGAUCCAAAUGUCCCCCAACAUCACCUCCUCUCUCAGAAGUGUGUGUGACUGGGGCAGAAGGAUCAACCCCUCCAACGACACAGACCCACUACACGCCGAUCUGCUGUUGUACAUCACACGGUACGACCUGUUGUUGCCUGAUGGGAAUAAUCAGGUCAGGGGUGUAGCGCAGCUGGGUGGGGCUUGCUCCAGUGACUGGAGCUGUGUGAUCACAGAGGACACAGGCUUUGACCUGGGCAUCACCAUCACUCAUGAGAUUGGCCACAGUUUUGGAAUCAACCAUGACGGUGUAGGAAACACCUGCAGCAAGAGUGGCUUCAUGAUGGCCUCUGACGGAGGCUACAACAGUGUGGAUCUGACCUGGUCUCCCUGCAGCCGACAGCAGCUGCUCACGUUCUUCAGCGAAGGUAAAGCGGAGUGUGUAAAGGACCUGCCUGUGCUGGGAGGCUCUCUACAAGACUGGAAGCCGGGUCUAUACUACGGAGUCGAUGACCAAUGCCGUAUAGCUUUUGGUAGCACUGCGAGAGCCUGCUCUUUCACCGACCCUGACCUGCCAGCUUGUCGAGUCCUGUCCUGUCACAUUAACCCUGAUGAUAACAGCUCCUGCAAACGCCUCCUUAUCCCUCUGCUGGAUGGGACGGAGUGUGCACCUAACCAGUGGUGUCUGAAGGGGCGUUGCGUCUCCUCAGAUGAGCUCGGCUCUUCUGUGGUGGUGCACGGCUCCUGGUCCAACUGGUCCGGGUUCUCCCCUUGCUCGCGGACAUGUGGCGGCGGGGUCACUCACCGCAGGCGUAAAUGCAAUAACCCAAGACCUGCUUUCGGAGGGAAUGAUUGUGAGGGAUCCGAUGUUGAGGCUGAACUUUGUCACCGGCAACCAUGCGAGAACACACAGCUGGAUUUUGUAGCAGAUCAGUGCUCUCAAACAGACCUCCACCCGCUCUACCUGCUGCCAAACACCGCCUCCUUCUACACCUGGAUCCCUGCCAUAGGCUUUGUGCAAGGAGAUGACCAGUGCAGGUAUUUGUGCCAAUCAAAAGGAGAAAACUUCAUGGUGAGCCGUGGCUCCCAGUUUGUUGAUGGCACUCGCUGCGAGUCUGACAGGACGCCUCUUUUUGGCACCACAGCUGCUUGUCUAAGUGGAAAAUGCCAGCUGUUUGGCUGUGACGGCCUGCUGCACUCUGGGAAAGUGAGGGACGUGUGCGGGGUGUGUGGUGGAGAUGCGUCGUCCUGCAGUUUGACCUCCGACUCCUACGCUGGCGGCCAGGCCAGAGUUACCUUUUUUGCAGAGUAUACCACUUUCCUGUCUCUGCCGGUGAAUGCCACGCAGGUUCAUGUCGUCAACAGGGCACCUCUCUUCACUCACAUGGCUGUUAUUGUUGGGGAUCGGUACGUUGUGUCCGGGAUGGGCGAGAUGGCACUAACAACGACCCAUCCCUCCCCAUUGGAUGAUAACCGCCUUGAGUACUCCCUCCACCUGACCCCUGACCUUUUACCAGCGAUGGAGGAGCUUUUCCUGCCAGGGCCGCUGUCAGAAGAGAUAAGCGUACAGGUCUAUCGCAAAUAUGGAAAAGAAUAUGGGGAGAAAACGAAUCCAAACAUUAGCUACCACUUCUAUGUACCUCUCAGAAGCAGCAACGUGACAGAAAGCUCACCCAAGGGAAAAUGGGCUGUCUUCACAACACCCUGCUCUGUCUCCUGUGGAUCAGGUGUGCAGAAGCAGGUUUAUGUCUGUGUAGAUGAAGGCAACAACAAGCAUUUGGAAGAACACAAUUGUGAAACCCCUCCUCCACCCAAACAGCUCCACACAACCUGUCAGCUGUCCCGCUGUCCCCCCAGCUGGGACACGGGGGCGUUCGGGCCUUGUAGUGCGUCCUGCGGUGGAGGAGAGAGAGUGCGUCCUGUACGGUGCGUUCAAAGACAUGGAGCCGCUGUGACCAAGGUCUCAGACGCUGAAUGCUCGCCGCAUACGGCCCCGGACGCUGGUGAAAAAUGCAACCUCCAACGCUGUCCUGCCAGAUGGCGAGUGUCAGAGCCAGGGGAGUGUUUGGCAGUGUGCGGGCCAGGGGAAGCAAGACGCAAUGUGUCAUGUGUCCGGCCAGAAGGCGGCCGAGAUGUUGAAGUGGAUGAUAUGUUUUGUUCUUCGGCGAUCAAACCGACUGAUUAUGUGCCCUGUGUGGUAGAUGUUUGUCCCAUUGGAUGGCAAUUUAAGGGAGAGGAGCAACCGGUGCUCAAUUCUGCUGCGUCACCCCGCUCUAAACAGGCUCCUGUGUAUGUGUGGAGUCCUGUUACCAGCCAGUGCUCAAAGACGUGUGGCAAUGGAACCCUACAGGCGUGGUUCUCCUGCUUGGAACACCAGACCAGACUCAAUGUGACGGACCUCCACUGUGAUACUUCGACCAGACCUCUUCCUCAGACUAAGACCUGCAACACAACACCCUGCCCCCCCAUGUGGCGCUCUAUGCAAGGAGUCUGCAGUGUGACAUGUGGAGGAGGGGUGGCCAACAGGGUGCUGUACUGUGCUAUAGAAACAGAAGGGGAGGAGGAGGAGGUGGUGGUGGAGGAUUCGGAGUGCAAUGAGUUUCCCAGACCCACAGCAGUGGUUGCAUGUAACAACCACCGCUGCCCAGCAAGGUGGACGGUAGUCAGCUCAUCGCCCUGCUCAGCGUCCUGUGAUCUGGGUGUAGCUCAGAGGACUGUGUCUUGUGUGCAAUUUUUUCAUGGAAAGGAGAUUGUGGUGCCGGAGGAGAGCUGCCUUGCAGCAGCGAAACCGGCCACCGCAGGGCCCUGCCUGCUGCAGGUCUGCACCUUCCGAUGGGACGUGACACCCUGGAGCCAGUGUUCCGUACCGUGUGGAUACGGGAUCCAGUCCAGAGCCGUGUCCUGCAUGGGACCCUCUAAGCCGGGGCCCCUCAGCCCUCUGUUUUGUAUGCACAUGCCUAAACCCAUAACCAUCCAGGGCUGCUAUUUGGGCGGGUGCCUUGUGUCCACCUCAGAUGUCCCUCACGUUACAUCAGAGCACCCCUCGGAUCGUCUUUCUCCAAGUGCAACGGAUCCAAUCCUCCUACCACAGGCCACGACUACAACCGUCCCCACACCUAUACCCAGUGCAUGUGGACAGCUGCUCCUGGAGGAAUCGGGCACGCUGGAUUUGAAAGACGUGUCCGGCCUCUGCACAGUAUCCAUAGGUCGACCCCUCGAUGAGGUCAUUCACAUUAGAGUGGAGUCUGGCUCUUUGAACUGCAUGAAAAAGUUAGACUUUGUUGCAUUUUUUGACCGACUGGCGUUUGUGAGGAAGUGCGAGCAGGUAGUGGGAAGUGAACUCACAACCAGAACCAACGUCCUGCUGGUGCGUCAAAAGCUGCAAACCCCUGGAAACGGGGUGGUGUUAACCUACAAUUCACAGAAGAACCCCAAGAAGAACCACCAUCAGGAUUGUGACAUUCAGCUGUUCUCUCCAACCGGUGUCUUUGAGAAUCCAACAACGUCCAACACUAACCACACCUGCCGAGUGCUCAUCAACGCCCCCCCAUCGGUCAAGAUCAGAAUCCAAGCUCUACACAUCGGCUCAGGGUCCAACGCCAACGUCUCCCAGGCAACGUACAUCAUGAUCCGGGACAUGAAUGUCUUAACGACCAAUGUGUUUAAGGGCCCACAGCUGUUCCAGUGGCAGUCCUCUGGAAAUAUGGCUGAGAUUGAAUUUCAUGGAGGCCACCUGCAUUCAAAAGGGAGCUUCAGAGCCAAAUAUUCCUUUAUUCAUAUUUGAUACUCAAUACUUUAUAUUGAGUUUGGAAAUUUGCAUUCAACAUGUCUUUAGUCUACAAUACUCACAUUUCUUUAACAAACAUUGACAUAUAUUUUGUUAAUGGGCAGACUUACAAAACAUACUCUUGUUUGGUUAUGGGAUGAUUAUUUGAACCAAAAUAAAUAAUAAACAAACCAAAUCUCUCAAAAUAUUUAAGUCAAGCAAGGACAGUAUUAAUUUGAAGACUGCACUAGAGUAUAAAUUAAGGAGAAAUAUAUUAUAACAGUAUAAUAAAGAAAUUAUGUUAAUUUAAAAUUUGAUCAAACACAACGUAUCAAAAUAUAGAAUUUCCAAAAUAAACAAUUGAUUCUCAUCCCAAACGCGGUCACAUUUUGCACACCCCCCAACUCUUUGGAAACAAGCCCCACCCCCCAACCCCCCCCCCCCCCCCCCCCUCAGCUCCAGCACACGUUGUGCGUCGGCGUCGCAUUCCACCGUCGCGAACCGGUUCACCUGCAGCUCCCGCGCAGCCCGCCAGGACCAAACGCACCAUGCCAAGCUGCGGUGUGGCAACACUGCUUAAACCGUAGCUGUGUCUUCCAGGAGAGCUCUCAUGUCCAACAGAGCGUCCUCCACAGCCCGCGAGAACUUGGCCGCGUUCGUCUCCUCGCAGCUGUUGAAGGCCGUGAUGGCGAUGUUGAUGUGCUCAUCCAUGGGGUUGUAACACACUCCGUAGCCAUCUGGCACCAUCGGACCGAAGGACAUCACACAGUCUGUCUUGGAGCCAACCUGGACCCCGAGACGGGAGAGAUGAGGGCAAGCAAGCAAGCAAGCAAAACGCGACGACCAACAGUUCACUCAGUAAUUAUCGACUGUUGGUUUUGUGAGGCACAGGUGUACCUGGCUGGUGGACAGAUUGUAAUGCUGAGCCACAGCAAAAGAGGUAUCCAUGAAUAUCUCGGGCAUGGAGGUCAGCUCGUCAAUGCUCAGCAUCUUCAGUCCGAGGAGGUGUCUGUCUAUCGCUUGGCCAUGAAUCGCCUGAAAGAGAGUUAAAUGUGUGGAGCCGUCAUUCAUCCGAUGUUUGUGUCAAUAAACUGUGAUUUUGUUGAUAAACUGCA
Molecule: messenger RNA, 5373 nt
Organism: Pungitius pungitius (ninespine stickleback)
Lineage: Eukaryota; Metazoa; Chordata; Actinopteri; Perciformes; Gasterosteidae
Gene: adamts13
Product: ADAM metallopeptidase with thrombospondin type 1 motif, 13
Exons: 29
Coding region: 170-4276 (1368 amino acids)
Biological process (GO): proteolysis; extracellular matrix organization
Cellular component (GO): extracellular matrix
Molecular function (GO): metalloendopeptidase activity
Source: RefSeq, a predicted model, not a curated record